This is a messenger RNA of Aureobasidium subglaciale EXF-2481, 3339 nucleotides long. RefSeq names its product glycosyltransferase family 90 protein. The record is from RefSeq and is a predicted model, not a curated record. NCBI's taxonomy places the organism in Eukaryota, Fungi, Ascomycota, Dothideomycetes, Dothideales, Saccotheciaceae. The transcript has 3 exons. Bases 172 to 3180 code for a protein of 1002 amino acids.
CGAGCGCCUACCAGUGCAACAGGCCAUGAUAUCGCUCCAUUGACUGCUAUACCGGAGUCGCAUAAACCUAACUCAUAUUUUCCGAUCUUCAUGAUGCUGGUACUCGGACCUUUCCAUCUGCUGCAACAUCUCAAAUACCCGUUGCGCUAAAACUCAGUACCCCUUGUCGAUAUGGAGUCGCUGAAACAAUAUGCCUUGGUCGUUCUGACUAUCGCUUCCUGUCUUUGGUCUUUGAACUCGGCUGAGGCUUUCGCAUACGGCCGUACAUUACAUGUUAUUGGUCUGAUUCUUGGUGCGAUCGGUGCCUCUUUAUUGGGCUUCUCGCGAUAUCUUGUCAGAUCAAGCAAAUCUUCUUACGAUGAGCUACCAUUAGAGGAGAACACAUCUGAUGGCCCGUCGACCCCACCUUCACCGGUGUCGCCCAGUUUCGCACAUGUGCAUAGUCCUCAGAUCAGUGUACGCCGGAUGCGAAUAUGCUUCGUGCUUUUGGUAAUCUUCUUGUGCGCUCGUGCCGAGACCCUAAGACGUCUGAUCAGAGACGUUCAAUGUGUUGGCUCUGCUUAUACUGAAUUCAUACCCCUCGGUCUUGCUGUCGUCGAUUUCUGCGUAUAUCAAAGACACAAAGUGACCCCUACUGGAGACAACUCUGACUUAAGUAUGUACGAACUUCUGGAGGUCUCAUGGGCUGCCAAUCGCUAUCGCUAUAUCGUCAUCACUGCUCUUUUUGGCCUCUCCAGCGCGACUGUUCUGCAUCGAAGCGAGGGUCUAUCUUCCACUUACAUCUGCACUCCUACGACCAACGAUAAGAUGAUCACGAUUCAACGCAUUGCUCUGGCUCUCGACUUCUCUAUUUCUUUCUGUUUAGAUGUUCUUAUACGUUCAUACCCCAACACUGGCAAAACUUCACCUGCCAGAUCUCUAAGCAUUGUCGGCUGGGCAUGUCUGCUUUCUGCUUCCGCUAUUGGUGUUUGGGGGAUCAUCUGGUUUCUCGCCGUCCCCGAGGAUAGGUUCUGGGUUCUCGAAAUUCCCCGUGGCUUUGUUUGGCGUACGAUCAAAUUGGCCGUAUUAUGUUGUACGGUAGCUUUGUCUACUUGCAUUACAAUCUUCUACUCUGGUAUGAUCUCGGCCGUCUCUGUUCUCCUUUUUGUCGCAUCUUGCUCGAUAACUACCACUUGGUCCUGGCAUACACUUCCCCCAUUUCCCCCAGAUGCCGACACAUCAACUCUGAUAUCAUUCUUUGGCCUUGUGAUCGCUUUCAUCGCGCUCAUACAUACUCAGGUUAUCUCAGAAGAUCAUCGCCGUCAGAGCCGUGGAAUGUUCUCGGACACGCCAAUUUCUCUUGUCGGACUCAUUGUCUUGAUAUUCUGUAUCCGCUUUCUAAUUUGGCUUGGACAUUCUACUAAUGUUGCCUAUCACCCCAUCGACUUACUCAUACACGAAGCAAGCGACACUCAUAAAGCUUACUCAAGACGAGCAUAUUCGAGCGCUAACCUGACAGCCGCCGUAGUCGAGUACCAGUAUCGCUAUGGGAGAAGUCCUCCACCAAAUUUCCAUGAGUGGUACAGAUACGCGAUCGGACGUAAUUCUUUAGUAAUCGAUGAGUUUGACAAGAUCCAAGAAGAUCUGUUACCAUUUUGGACUCUAAGCCCACCAGAGAUCAGAGAAAGGACAUGGCAAGCCACAUCCAAUCCUUGGAAUGAUGUUACUGGAAUCGGCAUACGCAACGGCAGGGCUGAGAUCAGUCCCAACGCGAUGGGUACGCAUAGAUGGAUGCUGGAUGGUAUCGUCGAUAUGAUCAGCCACUUCAGCGAGUUCUUGCCCGACAUGGAUUUGGGCUUCAACGUAAACGAUGAGUGCCGUGUUGCUGUUCCAUACGAAGACGUUGAAGCGAGAAGACAGGCUGCCAAAGGGAAGACUAGCCUUCACAAGAACGCACAAAACUCAUUCAGCGAGAAGAGGGGUGACGCUUGGAAGCCACUGCCAGAAGAAUCUAGCGGUAUCACACCUUUCAGAGAGAUGUCGUGGCAGAAAACGUUCGACGAGUUUGGAGUGUCUGGCUGCCCACCCAACUCUGCGGCGCGUAGCUCACUACAAUGGGACACGACCCAUCUGUGUACGACAUGCUUGGCUCCACACUCACUGGGAGGAUAUUUGUCCAAUUGGACGACGAGUGCAGACAUCUGCCAUCAACCCGAUCUCGCUAAUCUGCACGGUUUUUAUUUAUCGCCAGCAGCAUUUAAAGCAACACACGAGCUGUACCCUGUCUUUUCGCAGUCGAAGGUACACGGCUAUAACGACAUUCUGUACCCAUCCGCAUGGAACUACGUGGACAAAGUAAGGUACGAUCCCAACGACGAACACCCUGACCUCUCAUGGGACGAGAAGACGCGAACGCUCUUCUGGCGUGGCAGUACCUCUGAGGGCGUCUCGUCCAACACCGGUGUCUGGAAAGGCAUGAGCCGACAGCGCUUCAUGAACCUAGCCAACAAUGUUGCUUCCGCCAUACCGCCACAACCAAUCCUCCUCCCUUAUCCUUUUGCCAACAAACGCAAGAAGCUUGCCUAUGUGGACGUUCCUGCGUCCGAGCUCGUCAAACGCGUACCAGUAGACGUCAAACUCGUAGAACACAUCAUACGAUGCGGCGGUAUCGACUGCGAAGACCAAGAGAAGCACUUUGCGCCCAUGGUUGCUCCCACAGACUUCCAAACACAUUGGUCAUACCGCUACUUGCUCGAUCUCGACGGAGCUGCAUUCUCCGGUCGCUUCAUCCCAUUCCUGCAAUCGCAGAGUUUACCGUUCAAAGCGGCAUUGUUCCGUGAAUGGUGGGAUGACAGAUUGACACCAUGGCUUCACUUUGUACCGCUCGACCUUCGAGGUCAUGGCUUCUGGGCUACCCUGGUCUACUUCAUGGGCAUUGAAGGCAAGAUUCACGGGAAAAGGAUCAUGCUACCUGGACACGACAAACAGGGUCAAUAUAUCGCCGAUUCUGGACGUGAAUGGGCCAACAAAGUGUUGAGGAAAGAGGACAUGGAAAUUUAUAUGUUUAGACUGUUGCUCGAAUGGGGGAGAAUUACAGAUGACAAGAGAGAUGAGUUGGGUCUGAGUGUGACAGAGGCGGAAAGGAUUGGAAAGAAGUGGACCGAUGAUGGGAAGAUGUAUUAUGGCGAUAAGCAUGAGUAGAACGUACAUAGUGACAUUAGUCUGUGCACAAUGGUUUUGUUUUUCUUGCCAAUAUUAGAUUGUCGAAGGCAGCUGAGAUGGGGUGGAUCCGGGAUGUGUCCAAGUCGAAAAAUAACCAAAUCCAACGACCCACGUGUAUUGAACCAAAUUCACACAACA